CCCCUCUAAAGCGCUGGGCGCUGUGCUCAGUAAGGGCUGAGGAGGUGCGGGUCACCUCAGUCUUCUCUCUCUCAAGGUCCCUUCCACAUCCCUGACGGCGUCAGCCUCCAGUGGAGGCCGUUAGAACACGCGGGCGCAAAGGGCUCCGCCAAUCUGCCUCCCUGGUUUUAUAGCAAAAGGAACGGAAACGCAGAGGCGGGAAAUGACCAACCCAAGUUUGGAGUCCGAGCCCUCGGCCCAGUCCGGCUGCAAACUCACCGCUCUUCCCGUUACACCGCUCGGCCUCCGAACCUGGAACACCUGCCAAGGACAAUGUCAAGGGCACCGCUCCUUCCCCGGGGGGGCCCCGGGACCUAGGGGCGCCCUUUCCCAGGCGCCCGCAGGGCAGCGCGGGGCUGGCCGCCACUCCGCCCCCGUUCCCACCCCGGGCGGAGGGCUCCGGGGAAAGCUAGGUGAGGGGGCGGGGACUGCAAGGGCGGGGGGAAACCCCUCCGGAUCCCGAGCCGCCUGGACUUCAGGGCGGGGCUGGGCGCGCCGCUGCGGCUCCAGUCCGGACCGGGAGCCCAAUCCCCGAUCCUGGAGAAGAUCCCGGGAGGGUCCCGGGCUCUCGGGCUGCAGCACGGGAUUUCCCAGGAUCCCGAGAGCCAGUUGCAGGGUCUCCAUCCUCGAGAGGGGGCGCUGGAUCCCGCGACUCGGGAGCUGCUUCCCCGGGAAGUUUCAAGUUUGAAAGGGCAGUUGGAGGGGCCGAGGCUUCCGGACGAGCCGCAUCUGCGGGGCCCGAGCCGCCGCGGGCAGCAUGGGGGACCCGCGGCAGGGGACUUCCACAGUGCAGCUGUGCUCAGGUGAGAGCUUGUCAGACCCCAAUUCCCAGCAUCGGCUGGAAGGUGAAAAGGAGGUGAUCCGAAAAGCCAUUCAAAAAGAGCUGAAGAUCAAAGAAGGUGCUGAAAAUUUGCGCAAGGUCACCACUGCCCGUCGGGACCUGGGCCAUGUGGACCAGCUUCUCCGUUCCUCCACCCGAAGACUGGAGCAGCUCCAUUGGGACCUGCAGGAACUACAUGCUCACAUCUUGCUCCCUGACGAGGCCCAGAGCCCUGCUGCCUCUGAGCCUCACCCAAGGGAGGAAAAGCCAGUGACCAGACAUCUGGAAGCUUUGAGAAAGCAGCUGCAGAUAGAGCUGAAAGUGAAACAGGGAGCAGAGAACAUGACUAACACCUAUGCCAAUGGCAGCCCAAAGGAACGAAGACUGCUGUCAGCUGCUCAGCAAAUGCUUCGAGACAGCAAAGUGAAAAUCGAGCUUCUUCGAAUGCAGAUUGGGAAGCUGGGAGCCUGUGGGGAGGCUCUGGCGCUAGGACCAGAACAGAGAAGGGAGCUCCGGGUUGGGGACCUUCGUCAUCGGUUUCGCAUUGAGACAGCUGUAGCAGAGGGUGCCAAGAAUGUGGUGAAACUGCUGGGGGGCCGGAGGCUACAAGAACGUAAGACUCUGGCUGAGGCCCAGACUCGACUCCGAGAAUCCUUGCAGAAGCUGGAUCUCCUCCGUUUGGCUCUGGAACGGCUAAUGACAGAACUUCCUCCAGCUCACCCCCUCCGAAUCCUUGUGGCCCGAGAGCUACGAGAGGGCAUGCCAGGGAGUCCCCCGCCCACUGGGUCUCUCAUCAAACCCAUAGCCCUCACAGGGACCCUGGAGGUUCGGCUCACAGGAUGCCAGGAGUUGUUAGAAGUGGUUCCUGGCCGGUCCCGUGUGGCUACACUGGUGGGUAGCCCAGGAGAAAGUCGGCCAAGGGGCUGGGGCAAACAGCAGCGUGUUGAAGAACUGACCAAGGAGGUUCUGGCAGUGCUGAAGGUGGAUAACCAUGUGGUGGGCCAGACAGGCUGGGGGCCUGUGAGUGCGCAGGCCUGGGACCAGACUUUUCUGAUUCCUCUAGAGCGGUCUCGUGAAUUGGAGAUUGGGGUCCAGUGGAGAGAUUGGCGGGAGCUUUGUGGUGUAGCUUUCUUGAAACUGGAGGAUUUUCUGGACAAUGCACGCCAUACACUGUCCUUGGCAUUGGAGCCUCAGGGCCAGCUCUUUGUGGAGGUGAUGUUCUGUGACCCUGUUAUCGAAAGGAGGCCACGGCUUCAGAGGCAGAAGUGCAUUUUUUCCAAACACCGUGGUCAAGACUUCCUCCGGGCCUCACAGAUGAAUAUCAGCAUGGCUGCUUGGGGCAGACUGGUCAUGAGCCUGCUACCUCCUUGCAGCUCCCUGAGUACUCUCAGUCCUCCUGGGGGGCGGCCUUCCCCAAAUCCCCCACAUGACUCCCCUGGCUCCUCCUCCCCCAGUUCCUUCCCUCUGACAAAGCCUCUGGUUGAAGAGGUCCCGCCACAGAAAACUGGAAUGGGAGAGCAGCUGCCACCAAAGCCCCCACGUCUCCACCUGCCCCUGGAUUCAGCAUCUGUGGGAUCACCGUGUACCAAACGUCCCCAUAUGGAAUACCGGAACAGUCUGAGACAGGGUUCGUGUACCACUCCCAGCAGGAAACCUCCCAGGUUCCAGGACUUCUGUUGUGUUGCUGUGCUGGGCCGUGGUCAUUUUGGGAAGGUUCUCCUUGCUCAAUAUAAGAAGACUGGGACAUUCUAUGCAAUCAAGGUGCUGAAGAAACAGGAUGUUUUGAGCCGGGAUGAGCUGGAGAGCUUAUACUGUGAGAAGCGGAUCCUGGAGAUGGUGGGCCAUUCUGGCCACCCCUUCCUGCUUUCUCUGUUGGUGUGCUUCCAGACUUCCAGCCAUUUUUGUUUUGUGACUGAGUUUGUGCCUGGAGGUGACCUGAUGAUGCGAAUCCAUGCUGAUGUCUUUCCGGAGCCCCAAGCUCGGUUCUAUCUGGCUUGUGUAGUCCUAGGCCUGCAGUUUCUGCAUGAGAAGAAAAUUGUUUACAGGGACUUGAAACUGGAUAAUCUCCUCCUGAAUGCCAAAGGUUUUCUCAAGAUUGCUGACUUUGGGCUGUGUAAGGAAGGAAUGGGCUUUGGAGACCGUACCAGCACAUUCUGCGGGACUCCAGAGUUCCUGGCACCUGAGGUGCUGAUAGAUGAAUCAUACACACGAGCAGUAGACUGGUGGGGGCUGGGUGUGCUGCUUUAUGAGAUGCUUGUGGGCGAGUGCCCAUUCCCUGGGGACACAGAGGAGGAGGUAUUUGACUGCAUCGUCAAUGAAGAAGCUCCCUAUCCCCAUUUCUUGUCUGUGGAGGCACUUGCACUCAUUCAGAAGUUACUCCAGAAGCGUCCCGAGAAGCGUUUGGGGGCAGGCCGACAGGAUGCAGAGGAAAUAAAAGUCCAUCCUUUCUUCAGGUCAACAGAUUGGGAGGCUCUGCUUUCUUGCCGUGUUCAGCCUCCCUAUGUGCCGCUGCUUCAUGGACCUGCUGACCUACGCCACUUUGACCAAGAGUUUACUGUGCUGCCCCCAGCCCUGACACCUCCUGAUCCCCGCUGUCCACUCAGUUCCCGACAACAGGCUGCUUUUCGAGGCUUCGACUUUGUUUCAGACAGGUUCCUGGAGGUCUGAGCCAUCAGAGAAGGGGGCAGCCUUGAAUAGUAUGCCAUUCCCUUUCUUCUUUACCCGGCUGGGUUUACAAAGCCAGCCUGGGGACAGAAGAAAGCUUGGUAGGCCUUCUAUAUAUACCCCUCGUAGAUUCUUUUCUCCUCAGUGGGCAGACCCCAUCUUCCACUCACCUUGAAGCUUUAGGAAUUAUUUCUCACAAUUUUUGCACUCUUUCCUCCCUCUGAAGCUAUUGGCCAUCAUCAACCCCAGGGAAGGGAAUGAUCUCCCUUAUUUAUGAAUCCUAUUCUGGUCCCAAUUAAUUCCCCUUGGUUCCCUUGCAGACAAGCAGGGAAGGUUGAGGAAGAGGCUUCUCUAGUGGUUAUAGGCCCUUCCCAGGUUAGGUCUAGACUGGGAAAGGAUGAGAGGAGGAUGUGGAAGUUGGGGAGUGAGCUGGUGACAGCAGCUGGAGCCAAGGCUGGUCAGCAGCCAGGAUUUAUUGAACAUAUCUGUACAAAGCACACACCCCCUGAAGGGUCACAGUGGAAAGCAGGGUGCACUGGUGUUUUUUUUUCCCCCCCUCAAACAAGCUACCUGCUUUUUGGAUUAUUAAAUUUGUAAACUGCAGAACCCUAGGGGAACUGGUUUGAAUUGGGAAGGCCAGGGAUGCCGAGGGGAAGGAAGGAAAAAUAUAAAAGUUCUGAGGCUACAUUGGGAACUAAAAUUCAAAGGUCUUUAUGCUAAACAAGAGUUCCCAUGUAAACAGACUGGGUAGGUGUGGGGGUGCCUCAGUUCCUCUUUUCUCCUUCCCUGGGCCUUGAGCCAGCCGAGGCCUCCUUGACACUACCUCUGUGACCGUUUCCAGUUUGCCCUAAAAAGCCCUACUGUCUUAAGUCCCUAGUCCUGACCCAACUGAAUAUGCCUCUGGGAUGAAACUUCUGUCUCCUGAGGGGGCAUUGUUCUGCAGUGGUUUCCCAGGAGGCCAGCAACCUGCCACAGGAAUGGAGAAUGGGAAAGAAUCCAGGGUUUAGGCACAAAUGGGUCAAGGGUAGCAAACAGGUGACCUUCUUUUCUAGAACCUUAUGGGGAUAGAAAUGA
This is a messenger RNA of Sarcophilus harrisii (Tasmanian devil), 4597 nucleotides long. It is a transcript of the gene PKN3, whose product is annotated as protein kinase N3. Gene Ontology annotation, biological process: signal transduction; protein phosphorylation. NCBI's taxonomy places the organism in Eukaryota, Metazoa, Chordata, Mammalia, Dasyuromorphia, Dasyuridae. The transcript has 22 exons. The record is from RefSeq and is a predicted model, not a curated record. Gene Ontology annotation, molecular function: protein serine/threonine kinase activity; small GTPase binding; ATP binding. Bases 797 to 3526 code for a protein of 909 amino acids.